Oncorhynchus masou masou (cherry salmon) is the source of this 6431-nucleotide messenger RNA. Its product is annotated as C-X-C chemokine receptor type 1-like. Gene Ontology annotation, biological process: immune response; neutrophil chemotaxis; calcium-mediated signaling. NCBI's taxonomy places the organism in Eukaryota, Metazoa, Chordata, Actinopteri, Salmoniformes, Salmonidae. The coding region runs from base 152 to 1240 and encodes 362 amino acids. The record is from RefSeq and is a predicted model, not a curated record. Gene Ontology annotation, cellular component: membrane; external side of plasma membrane. The transcript has 3 exons. Gene Ontology annotation, molecular function: C-C chemokine binding; C-X-C chemokine receptor activity; C-C chemokine receptor activity.
GACGUUUCCUGUGUGGGGUGGGGUGGGGAUGCGAUUUGUGAUAUCUGUUCGUCGACAAACCAAGACAUGGUCACAAUGGUAGAGAUCUCGUCACUAAUUCAUUAGACGUGGGGAUGCGACUUGUGGUAUCUGUUCGUCGACAAAGCAAGACAUGGUCACAAUGGCAGACCCAAAUAUCUCAUACCUUUUGAUUGUGGAGGACUUUGGUGAAUACUUCAACUACACUGACUUCAACACAACUUAUGAGCUUGACGAAAACACCCUAACCUGCAAUACUUCCCCCAUUUCCUCCGGUGUGACAGUCGUCUUAUGUGCCUUAUACGUCCUCAUCUUGCUCUUGGCCAUUCCUGGGAAUAUGGUGGUGGGGCUGGUGAUAGCCUCCAGCAAGCAGCCUCUGUCUCCCUCUGACUUAUACCUCCUCCACCUGGCUGUGGCCGACUUCCUGUUGGCUCUCACCCUCCCUUUCUGGGCCGUUUCUGUCACCGUGGGCUGGGUCUUUGGGGACGCCAUGUGCAAACUAGUCAGUGUCUUUCAGGAGGUCAGCUUCAAUGCCAGCAUCCUGUUUUUGACCUGCAUCAGCGUAGACCGUUACCUGGUGAUCGUGCGAGCCAUGGAGGCAUCCAAGGCUGCUCAUCGCCAAGAGUUCAGCUGGGGCACCUGUGCCACUGUCUGGCUCGUGGGUGGCCUGCUGUCCCUGCCCGGUCUCUUGAACCAUGUCGUCUUCUUACCCAGCACAGAGAGGAUGACAUGCGCCGAGAGUUACGACCCAGGCAGCUCUGAGGCUUGGCGGCUGGUCAUACGGGUUCUCGGGCACAUGUUAGGGUUUCUACUCCCUUUAACAGUUAUGGUGGUGUGCUAUGGUGUGAUUGUGGCUCGACUCCUGCGGACCCGGGGCGGUUUCCAGAGGAACAGGGCCAUGAGGGUGAUUGUUGCACUGGUUUUGGCCUUUCUGCUUUGCUGGAUGCCCUACCACCUGGCUGUGAUGGCGGACACCCUAUUCCGGGCAAAAGUGGUGCGGUAUGGGUGCCGAGAGAGGAACGCUGUGGACACAGCCAUGCUCGCCACCCAGAGUCUGGGCCUGCUGCACAGCUGCGUCAACCCGGUUCUCUAUGCCUUUGUCGGGGAGAAGUUUAGGAGGAGGCUGCUCCAGAAAGUGGGUGUGAUGGAGCAGCGAGCGUCGUUGACCAGGGCCAGCAGAUACUUCUCUCAGACCUCAGAGGCCACCUCCACAUUCAUGUGAUCUUAAAAUGUGUGUUUUUACCCCUGAUUAUAAGAAGAAUCAAUGAGUCAUGAUGAGGACUCCGUUGCUAUGCUGUGGGUGUGCAGGAAUACGCCCACAUAAAUGUCAACAAACUGGACUUUUAAAACAGCCUUCUUACUUUACAUGCAUUGAGUUAAUACAAUAAUACAUCAAUUUUUUUUGUUUCGUGAAAUGGAAGUGUAUCGCCCCUGGCGGGUUUUGAGCGCAUGUCUCCCAGCAUGGAGGCAAACACUGCUCCAAUAAAUCUGUACCAUUUUGUGGGGUAUAGUAACAGGCCUACGGAAGCAAGGUCCAUGACAUUCAUUUUUAUAUAUAUAUAUAUAUUUUUUAAUUUUACCCUUUUCUCCCCAAUUUUCAUGGUAUCCAAUUGUUAGUAAUUACUAUCUUGUCUCAUCGCUACAACUCCCAUACAGGCUCGGGAGAGACGAAGGUCGAAAGCCAUGCGUCCUCCAAAACACAAGCCGCACUGCUUCUUAACACAGUGCGCAUCCAACCCAGAAGCCAGCCACACCAAUGAGUCGGAGGAAACACCGUGCACCUGGCGACCUUGGUUAGCGUGCACUGCGCCCGGGCCCACCACAGGAGUCGCUGGUGCGCGAUGAGACAAGGAUAUCCCUACCGGCCAAACCCUCCCUAACCCGGACGACGCUAGGUCAAUUGUGCGUCGCCCCACGAACCUCCAGGUCGCGGCCGGCUGCGACAGAGCCUGGGCGUGAACCCAUAGUCUCUGGUGGGACAGCUAGCCUGCGAUGCAGUGCCCUAGACCACUGCAUCCCAGGAGGUCUGACAUUAUUUUCUAUUCAUAAACAUUGUUUCGAAAUAUUGACAUAACAAACUUGGUGACGCCAUGCAUAUUUUCCGUUAUAAAUCAGCCCUUUCAUAAAACUGCGUGCGUGUAUUCACCUUUUUAUGUUGACAAUAGCACCUUUUUUUUGCUAAAAGAAAGAGCAAUAGCAAAUUUUGAUUACACUCCUGUAGAGGUGUGGGCAGAAUGUUUUAAUAAUUUAGUGACUUUAAAAAAACUAAAUAUGCAUGCUAUCAAAUAUAGCAGGUGCCAAACACUUGAUUGAUUGUACAUUAGAAACAUCUUAAAAGUGAAAUUCUACAGCCCAAACUUCUACAGUAUACAAAAUGUUCAAAAUGUUGUUAAUCAAUAAAUUAUGUUUCUCUUUCCUUGGUUUAGUCUCUGAUAUUAAAUAGGCUAUUUAGAAGAAAAAGAAACGCACACCUAUUAAGACGAGGUGCUGGCUAGCGGAGUAGGAAACUUGAAAAUAAAAGAGAUGCACACUUUAGGAGCUCAGAUGCAAAAAUGUAAUUACCAACGUUUCGACAGCCAAGCUGUCUUCAUCAGGGUAUAAUCAAACACUGCGGGAUGACUCGUUUAUAUAGUGUCAAAAGACACAGGUGUCUGUAAUCAUGGCCAAGAGUGGCCUAAUAUCAUUGGUUAAUAAUCAAAUAUUAAAACGUCAUACAAAGAACAAAUGGAUAGCAUACGAUCAUAGAUUAAUUUCACUACACAAGUUUACAAACAAUUACAAUGGCAAAGUCACAAUAAUCACAAGAAUGGCUUCAGAUCAAAGUCUACGUUGAGACCGAAGGGCACAAGGGUCUUUAAAUGAAUGCAUGUCCCUCUCCUAGGGAGGGUGACAUGUUCGAUGCCAAUAUAACGCAGAGACAAAAUCGAGCGGCCCACUUCUUGGAGGCAGGCCACAACUGAAUAGGUAAAGUUUUUACACCUAAUGGUGCUACGAUGCUCUGAGAUACGUACUUUUAAUUCGCGCUUUGUUUUACCUCCAUAAUUUUUACCACAAGGACAAGUUAUGAGAUAAAUAACUGCCUUAGUGGAGCACGUAAUUACACCUUUGAUUGGGAUCGAUUUCCCUGUUUGUGGGUGUUUGAAGGAUCUACAUUUAUAAGUGCCAUUGCAUUGAGCACAGCCAUUACAUUUGUAAUUUCCAUCCAGUAGGGGCGCAAAUAGACGUUCAGGAAUAUCUUGGUGGUAAAUCAGAGUUUACCGAUUGGUCUCUGAGUUUUCUGCCCCGUGAGAAUAGGACCAAGGGAAGGUCCGAAAACACAUUACCGAGACUAUUGGAUUGUAGGAUGUGCCAAUGUUUGAACAAUUCCCUUAAUUUGUUCAGAGCACUUUGAAUAGCGGGUAGUUAGAAGGCAAGAAUGCGUCUUUUUGCGAGACUGACCUUGAAAAAGGUCAUGUCUCGUUUUGUUUUGAAUUUUCUCGAUGGCAAAAUUAAUCUGAUCAUUCUUGUAGCCCCUUUCCUUGAACUUUCUUUGCGUCUCAGCCAUAUUUCUGUCGAAAUCGGAUUGUUUUUUGCAAAUUAUUUUGAUUCGACAUAAUUGGCUCUGGGGCAAACUAUUUUUUGUUAAAUAGGCUAUUACCUUUUGCUCCUAUUGCACAGCAAUACUGUAGCCUAUACCCAUUCUGUCAAAUAUUUAACAUAAGCUACCAGUCUAUUUACUGUGUUGGCAGAAUGCUUUAAUCUUUUGCAUUAACUUAUGCUGUAUUUGGCAAAAGACUGAAUGUUUCUGAAAAAGAAAAUUAUGCCAAAUUGUUGUGGACCUGUCAGUAGAAUGUUUGUAAUUUAAUGUUUUGUAUUGACUUUCCCCCCAACCUAAUGCUUGACUGUCAGCAAAUUGUCUAGGCUACUCAAAAACAAAUAAUUGAAUUAUAAAAUAUAACAUUUUAUAUAAAAUAAAACACAGAUUUUCGCUCUUCUCACUAACUGCAAAUGGCUGCAACUUAUGUUUAAGUGUGUUAUGACGUACAUGUGUGGUCAUAUUUUUGCAGUUUUAUUUUGUUUUAUUUUAUGGGACCAUGCUUUGUCAAUUUUUAGGCCGCCUAGGUAUUUGCAUUUAAAUUAAUAUGUAUGAGUGCUGUGACAUCAAAUGGGAGCGUUAGUAAGAUCGUGAGGUUUCUUCUUCAAUCUUGUAGAAUGUCUACUACUGAACACCACUAAUGUCUCUCCAUCAUCAUUCUAUCCUGUUAAUUCAGGUAUGUAAUGUGCAAUAUAAUGAGGUAACAUGGUUAAUUACAUAGUCCAUGAGUUUAGUGACGUGUAAAGGAGGGAGUUUUAAUCGAGUGAAAAACUUGUUGGUAUGUUCCCCAUUGUAAGUAAUGAAGGUUGGCUGGUUUUCUAAUGGUUUACAUGGAAGAGAAGGGAUGAGAUGGCACCCAAACCUUGUUUGUACUUUUUUUCAACAGUGUAUUAUCUCUUAUUUGUUUUAUUUUCUAGGAACGAAGGUAGUUUAGUUCAAGAAAUAUAUGCGAUGUGACGUUAAAAUGUGUUAAACUUAUUUUUUACAAAUAUCAACAGUUCAUGAGCUUUAUGCUAACCAAAUGUACAGUUGAAGUCGGAAGUUCAAUCCAAUUUUCAACCACUCCACAAAUUUCUUGUUAACAAACUAUAGUUUUGGAAAGUCGGUUAGGACAUCUACUUUGUGCAUGACACAAGUCAUUUUUCCAACAAUUGUUUACAGACAGAUUAUUUCAUUUAUUCACUGUAACACAAUUCUAGUGGGUCAGAAGUUUACAAUCACUAAGUUGACUGUACCUUUAAACAUCUUGGAAAAUUCCAGAUAAUGAUAUCAUGGCUUUAGAAGAUUCUCAUGGGCUAAUUGACAUCAUUUGAGUCAAUUGGAGCUGUACCUGUGGAUGUAUUUCAAGGCCUACCCUCAAACGCAGUGUCUCGUUGCUUGACAUCAUGGGAAAAUCAAAAGAAAUCAGCCAAGACCACAGAGAAAAAAAUGUAGCCUGGUUCAUCCUUGGGAGCAAUUUACAAAUAUCUGAAGGUACCACGCAUACUAUUAUUUGUAUAGAUGCACAAGUAUGAACACUGCCAUAAAAAAGCAGUCUAUAGUUUGCAACUGCACAUGGGGACAAGGAUUGUACUUUUUGGAGAAAUGUCCUCUGGUCUGAUGAAACAAAAAUGGAACUGUUUGGCCAUAAUGGCCAUCGUUAUGUUUGGAGGAAAAAGGGGGAGGCUUGCAAGCCAAAGAACACCAUCCAAACCUGUGAAGCAUGGGGGUGGCAGCAUCAUGUCGUGGGGGUGCUUUGCUGCAGGAGGGACUGGCACACUUCACAAAAUAGAUAGCUUCAUGAGGAAUGCAAAUUAUUUGGAUAUAUUGAAGCAACAUCUCAAGACAUCAGUCAGGAAGUUUAUGCUUGCUCUCAAAUGGGUCUUCCAAAUGGACAAUGACCCCAAGCAUACUUCCAAAGUUGGACAACAAAAGCAUUGUAUUGGAGUGGCCAUCACAAAGACCUGACCUCAAUCCUAUGGAACAUUUGUGGGCGGAACUGAAAAAAUUGUGUGCGAGCAAAGAGCCCUACAAACCUGACUCAGUUACACCAGCUCUGUCAGAUGGAAUGGGACAGAAUUCACCAAAUUUAUUUUUUGAAGGCUACCCAAAACAUUUGACCUAAAGUUAAACAAUUUAAAGGCAAUUCUACCAAAUACUAAUUGAGUGUAUGUAAACUUCUGACCCACUGGGAUUGUGAUGAAAGAUAUAAAAGCUGAAAUAAAUCAUUCUCUCUACUAUUAUUCUUACAUUUCGCAUUCUUGUGAAGUGGUUAUCCUAACUGACCUAAGUUUGACUAGGAUUAAAUGUCAGUAAUUGUGAAACCUGAGUUUAAAUGUAUUUGGCUAAGGUGUAUGUAAACUUCCGACUUCAACUGUAGGUUUGCUAAAUGCCAGCGGGUUUCAGCUAUUGUUAGCUUACUUGUUAGUGGUUUAGAAGGUAAUGGUUGUAGCAUUGUUUAGCACAGGUGUCCAGUCAUUUGUAGCUUUUGAAAAUUGACACAGUAAGUUUUUAUUUACAUUUUUUUUAGAUAAUAUAAUUAACUGCAAUUUGGCAGUACGCCAAGACCUUGUUUUAAGAGCAAAAUAUAUCUCACUUAAGGUCUCAUCUUAUAGAGAGGAAUCCUUUGUGCGGUAUUGGUCUGUCACAUGUUGUGAACCAGUAUUGAUCGGUCACAUGAAUGAAACACAAAACGGUAAUGUUUUAAUUAAUUAUGCAAAUAUAACUUGUCUGUGUAUAGGCGUAUAUAAGACAACUGCUGGGAUUGCAUAAGUUGCGCUUCUGUUUGACGUGUACUGUGGUGCAUUAAAUGUGUUGGAACCUCUCCAGCGACAAUAAACAAUGAUUGAUUUAAGAUUGA